AUGGACGAGUAUGUGACCCCCUCAUUGGCGGCCAAGGCGGCCUCCGCGCAGCAAAUCCAGCUCUACACCAAUUUUGUGAUAUCUGCGUAUCCAUGCUACUUCAAAGCCGCCAUGAACCGUUUGCCGGUCAAUUGGGUCGAGCACAUCAGCUCACAGUGUGGCGGCCGCGCAGACUCCCCGUUUGAUUGGGCCGUCCGCAGCAUGACUACCAUGUACACUGGCAGUCUUCAUAAUGACCCGCGAUAUCUAGACGCGAGUCGCGGCCUCUAUCUUCGCGCUCUUCGGGGCCUGUCCGGUUUACUCAGCCAUAUGUCUACGGCCAAACUGGACGAGACAAUGGCCACGGCUGUCGUCCUUGCGGUUUAUGAGAUGCACUCCUGCACCACUACGGAAGGUUGGAUACAUCAUACAUGUGGCAUUCAGGCAUUGACACGGCUGCGCGGAGCUGGCGCACACGUUGAUGGAUUGGGUCGCGCCAUGUUCAUCGCCUCCCGCAACACAUUUGUGACCUCAGCGCUAGUCACAGGGGAAGCAUGCUUCCUCGAAGAGCCCGAGUGGCAGGCACUCAAUGAGCAAAUUGCAGCAGAGAACGCCAAGAAGCCCGAUUCAUCCGUUUACACUGACAUUACAGAACGCGCCUUUCGCGCGAUCGUCAAGCUCCCAGGUUAUGUCAAGCGCGUGCGCGACCUGCAGCGGACUGCGCCCAAUGCGGAAAAAAAGAAGCGGUCUAUGCUGCUGUAUGAGGUGCUCGCCGUGCGCGCUGCCUUACGGGGCAUCCACACCGAAUUUAGUGUGUCCGUCUCGACUCGCCGGGCCGACCACGCGCAGCAGACAGGCUUCAUCGGUCCAAUUCCCCACCAUUUCUUCGACAGGUUCGCAAGCCUAUCCAUCAAGGGAAUUCGAUCUGGGAUCAUGUUGCUAAACUACCUAAUCAUUCUCUUGGACCCGCGCCAGCGGUCCGCCGCGGAAAUGGAGAACCAUCUUAUCGCCGAUCAAGUGCAGACUGAUGAGUAUUCUUGUUCAGCGGCAUCUCUGUUAACGCCUCUUUGGCCGUCUGGUGGACCGCGCUUGAUGAUCAAGUCGAUUAUCGGCCCGGAAACACGGGAGCCACCUACCUCCGACUGGAUGGAUCGCAUGGCCACCACGAUGGGUAUGGAAGGAGUCCGAGUGAACUUGGUCGACGAUGGAUAG
Penicillium lagena is the source of this 1191-nucleotide messenger RNA. RefSeq lists its product as uncharacterized. NCBI's taxonomy places the organism in Eukaryota, Fungi, Ascomycota, Eurotiomycetes, Eurotiales, Aspergillaceae. The coding region runs from base 1 to 1191 and encodes 396 amino acids. The record is from RefSeq and is a predicted model, not a curated record. The transcript has a single exon.